GUGGUGAGGCGGGAGAGUCCCGAGGCUGCCGGGGAACUCCCCUUCCGCGAUAGCGCUCGGUGAGUAAGCGCUGGGAGCGCACCUGGCCGGGCGGCCGGGCCGGGGCAGCGGCCAGGGGAGAGCGGCGGCGGCUCCGAAACGGAGGACACACGGAGCCCUCCCAGCAGAUGCAGAGCGGGUUCUGGAGCUGGUGGCAUUGCCUCUGAAGAUUUUUGAUGCAGAUCUCAUGCUGUACUUACAUCAUGGACAAUUUUAAGAUGAAGGUUUGAUAGCUGCACUGGAUCACUGACUGAGGUUCCCCUCUAAAUUAUAACACUGAAAACAAUGGCAACAGAAUGUAUAAAAACCUGCUGUAAACUGUGUUUCUGCAUGGACAAGGAAAAAGAUGAUCCAGUUUCCAUGGUGCAGGAAUCUGAAGCAGUAGCUGCAAGCAAGCCAACUAUUGUAGAGCAGCCUCCAUUGUCUUCUGUGUCAGUGAAGCGUCAAGUUGGCUGUUCUGAGGAUUAUUUGCUUUCUAAACUGCCCCUGGAUGGUCAGGAGGUACCAUUUGUGGUCCCUCCAUUCAAACUGGCUUAUGUACAGCCAAAGAACCUUCCCAGCAUCUCACAUGCUGGAGGGACUAAAGAGUCAGCCAGAGCCUCGUUUGGUGGCCGGAAGGCAGAACUGCACAGCGUGUACCAGUGGCCCCACUACGACGUGUACAACCCCUUCUAUCUGGAGCAUCGGGUUUCACCAGAUCUCAUCAGGCGCUUCCAAGCAAAAUCAGAUAGUAGGAAAUUAUAUGGAUCAGUUAGUGAUUUAAGACCCAGUGCUUUGCCAGGAUGCCAUGAUGUAAGUCGUUCGAUGUUUGAUCUCAGGAGCCCACCUCACCGAUUCAUGAAGAGAUAUGAUUCAGUCUCCAGUGUACCUAGCAGCACCUCCUCCAGGAAGGAUUCGCAAGGCAGUAACAGGAGUCUGGAUACUAUUACAUUAUCAGGUGAUGAACGAGACUUUGGAAGACUGAAUGUGAAGUUGUGUUAUCUUUCUUCAGUAGAACAGAUUUGGAUCACAAUUUUACAUUGCAAAGACCUGAGCUGGCCUUCUAGCUGUGGGGAAAAUCCUCGUAUCUGUGUCAAGGGAAUUAUCACACUGCCCAAGCCUGUGCAUUUCAAAUCUUCUGCCAAGGAGGGCUGCAAUGACAUUGAAUUUAUGGAAACUUUUGUUUUUGCUAUUAAACUGCAAAGCCUGCAGGCUGUCAGAUUGGUAUUUAAAAUCCAGACACAGACUCCCAGGAAAAAAACUAUUGGAGAAUGUUCCUUGGCACUGCGGGAGCUGAGCUCACAGGAGUCGAAUCAUUGGCUGGAUAUAUCUCCUCCUUCCAAAGCACCUGUGUGCCGUGCAGAACUUCAAAUAGGAACUUGUUUUCAAGCAAUAAACAGGAGGAUACAGUUACAGAUUCUUGAAGCACAAAACCUUCCUGUUUCAUCUAUGCCAUUGUCUUCAAAUUUCUUUGUGAAAGUUGGAAUGUUUAGUACAGAAGGGAUCAUCUAUAAAAAGAAGACUCGCCUUCUGAAGUCCACUAAUGGCCAAGUGAAGUGGGGAGAAAUGAUGUUUUUUCCAGUCAGCCAAGCAGAACAAGGAAUUAGCUUUCUCAUCAAGCUCUACAGCAAAAGCUCAGUGAGAAGAAAGCACUUCCUAGGACAGAUCUGGUUAAGUUCUGAUAGCAGCAACAGUGAAGCAGUAGAGCAGUGGAAAGAUACCAUUGCAAACCCUGAAAAAGUUGUUGUUAAAUGGUACAGCAUUGGUCCAUCUUGAAGACUGGAGAUGAAACUCAGAACUGAUUUUUCUACACAAAUUCAUAUGCUGUCUAAAAUAGUAUAAAUAAAAGGAAAGAUAUUGUCUAUGCAAGCUCUUCAGAAGUUCUCCACUGCAUCAUGCCUCUGUGGAAACAGAAAAUUCAGUUUCACCAAGAGAAAUACUGGCUAAAUACUAUCAGAAAGAAGACUUAGGAACUGGAAAAAGUGCUCAUUUGAUUUCACAAAAUCCAUCUUGAAAAAAAGAUGUUUGCCCCUUUUGGACUUCAUAAAAGCACAGAAAUUCAAUUUUGGAGAGAAGCAGCUUGAAUCAAUUCUGUUUCAUUGGCCACUGACAUCAGGCUCAUCUGCAGUGCUGUCUUUGGCAGACUCCAAAGUCCAGGGUAUGGGUAGUGUCAGAGGCUUGAUUCUGGGUACCUGUGAGCCUUUGGGGUUAUUGACACCAUUUGAUCAGAAUAACAUGGGCCUGAGCAAGUGGGGAAGCUGUGGCAUCAGGAGAAGGCAUAAAGGGAAGUACAGAAUAAGGCAGUACCCACAGGAUUUUCUAAUCUCCAUUUUGGAUGAAGGGUUGUUCAGAAGGCUGAGCUUGUCCCUACCCUGUCCUUAAAACAGAGAGAUGGAAAGACAAAAGUUCUGCUGACUUUGUGAUCUUUACAAGGGGGGCCCUACAGACUUGCUCUGUUUGGGUAAAUUCUGGCUGGAAUCAAUGGAAUAGUACAAAGAGGCAAUGACCCUGCCUAGGAUCAGAGCCAGGAUUUUUAAGAUUGCUUUCUUAUAGAGAAUACUUAUAUGUAAACCACUUCCUAAAUAGUCAACAUGCCCUAGCAUUUGCUUACAUUGCCAAAACACAGGCUAAUAUGUACAAAGGAGUAGGCAAAGAUUUACUGACUUACGUGCUUUUUGAUAUUAAUUAAAAUGCAGCACUAUAAGGGAUUCGGACUUUGUUUAAAGGAUGGGCUGCUACUGCAGAAGUAUUUGUUACAUGUCUAGGAUGCUAAAAAAUUAUGUGUGGAAGUAUAUUUUUAUUACUUGUUUCUAGUAAGAAGAAAUUACCAUAUUUUUUAUUUCAAAUUGUAUUUUUCCAACAAAAUCCUAAGACUAUAUUUUCUGUUAGUUCCCAUAUUUUCAGGUGUUCAUUCACAGUUAUUUUUAAGGGGGGAAAAUACCAAGUAUAUAAUUGAUAAUGUAUAAAUUUAAAAGAACAGACCUCUUUGCACUACUUCAACUACCUGAUUAAAAAAUACAUACAUAUUUCAUUAACUCCACAUAAAUACUGUUGGCUGUCUGGACUGUACAAAUAUGUAUGUUUGUAUAGAUGCAGAAUAAAUCUACCUUUCUUCAUGACUUUAAGGAACUAGAGUGGGACUGAGAGCACUCACUGCUGGAAGGCAAAGGAAUAUGGGGAGCAGAGAAAAUGCUGUAACAGGAAAGCACAUCCUCUCCAAGCAAUACAGCUCGGAGCACCUUUAUUUCAAGUUUUUUGUCUUUGAGUAUCAGGAAAAAAUGGAAUCACUUAGAAUUGUUUCUUUUCAUCAGUUGAUAACUGAAACUUUCAAAACUUCAACCAUUCAGAUAGUUGUUGUUGGAAUUUAAUAUUUUGAGAACAGAAAUAUUUUCAGACUCAUACAUAUUCUGUCCAGUCAUUUUUGACCAGUCAUUAUAAAAAAACUGAAAAAAGAUUUUGCAUGUUACUUGGUAAACAAACAUUGGUUCUAGCUCUUACUCUUUGCAAAGCUCCCAGUAGGUCCAGAAGAUCUUGACUGACACUGAUAAUUUUCAGCCAGUUAAAAGAGUUGAGAGGAGCCUGGCCUGCUGGGUAAAAUGAAAAAAGUAAGUGGGGUGAACUGAUAUUUUUGGAGUAUCUUUAUUUGAAUACAUGGAUCUUUUUUAUUCAUUGUGGCUGAACAUUUUAUUCAUUGUGGCAAUAAACAAAAGUGCAAACUAACUGUUUCCUGAUGCAGAAGGCUGUUCUGUUUAAAAGAGGACAGGGAAUAUCCCAGUGUUUUGUAGACUUCAAUUACCACAGCAGUGGUUCUAGAGAGUUUGCCAACUCAGUGGAUGCUAUAUAAAAUGGAUUUCUGGGGCUGGUUUAGGACACUUACCCUUCUAAAGGCCUAACUAGUCUCUUUUUUUUUGUUGUUUGUUUUUUGCUAUGUUAAUAUUUAAUCUAUAUGUUUAUAAUAAAAGCUAUGAACAGCAAAUAUUCCUCCUUUUUUCCCAUUUGUUUAUACUAAUGUUUAGCAGUCUCUCAAAGUGAAGUUCAGUUCCUACUUUUUCUCUGAGAAAAUGCCAGCUAACACACACUGUUUCAUGUAGUGCUGUCUGUAGGGGAGUUAACUGCUGACACACAGAGGAGAUCCAUAAGGUUUCUCCAUGCAAGAUGCACACAGGUACUGCAGCAAUCUGAGGCACUGCUUCAUCCUGUGCCCAUUCCCAGGCUUUGACAUGUUCUGCAUUUGUUUGCAUUCAUGUAAGAAUUCAAUGAGUUAACAGCUGACAUGCAAGAAGAAGGAAAAAGAGGUGUGGGACACUCUUCUAAUGGUCACAGCUGUAUGUUGUCCCUCUAAAGCAUCCUUAGCCACUAUUUUGAUUGUUACAUCCAAGUUUACCGUCACUGAAAAUACUGUUAAUGCUAUAUUGUCAGUUCACAUUAUUUGUAGAUAAAAGGCACACAUGGUUUAUAGUUGGAUUUGCUCUUGCUUCUAGUUAGUGACUCACCCGGUUUCCCAACCUAAAACAAUUCUGAUGAAAGCAGCUGAGAUUCAGAUCUGCACCAGUUUUAUUUUGGUCAGCUCCCAAAUGGAUGUGGAUGAACUGAAAGAACAAUUAUGAUCUUAUAUUAAAUGUUAUUCAUACAGAGAUCUGUGCCUGCAUAGUUAGAAAACAGCCAUAGACUAAACUUGAUCAGAUUUUCCAAAAUGUAUGUAUAUAAUUUAGCUGGUUAAUCAAACAAACCUGUUUUAUUUAUUUAUUACUAUUCUGUAUGUAAAUAAGGUCAACAAAUUUAUUUUUCAAGUUUUUAUAUCUCAGUGACACACCAGAGCAUUCUUUUUAAGGAAAAAAAUGUGAGAUUCUACCACAGAAGAUAAAUGGGUGUAACAGUUUGUAAACCACAUUGUCAUACAAUAUUACUUGGAAAAUAAUUGUAUUUGAGCAACUGAUCUUAUGUGAUCACAACUAAAUAGAGCAAUGUUGUUAAAUCCAUUAGGCAUCUCUGUUUUUCCUUUUGUUGGCAGAACAUCUGUAUAAAAUAAAAGGUGAUUUUGUAAGCAUUCAAUUAAGUACA
Molecule: messenger RNA, 5079 nt
Organism: Parus major (Great Tit)
Lineage: Eukaryota; Metazoa; Chordata; Aves; Passeriformes; Paridae
Gene: TC2N
Product: tandem C2 domains, nuclear
Exons: 13
Coding region: 325-1794 (489 amino acids)
Cellular component (GO): nucleus
Source: RefSeq, a predicted model, not a curated record